Caenorhabditis remanei is the source of this 2631-nucleotide messenger RNA. RefSeq lists its product as uncharacterized. Gene Ontology annotation, cellular component: plasma membrane; cytoplasmic vesicle membrane. Gene Ontology annotation, biological process: molting cycle, collagen and cuticulin-based cuticle; endocytosis. Lineage: Eukaryota; Metazoa; Nematoda; Chromadorea; Rhabditida; Rhabditidae. The record is from RefSeq and is a predicted model, not a curated record. Bases 1 to 2631 code for a protein of 876 amino acids. The transcript is spliced from 14 exons.
AUGGCUUGCUCGAUUGGCUUUUUGAAAAUGAAUAGCCUUCGAGUAGACGAUCCAGCUUAUGUAUUCACACCCUCAGAUGCCAGGUGGCGGAGGGAAAUCAAUGUGUUCAACGAAAAUUGGCCACUUGAUGAGAACAAGUUUCUUCCUGGCAAAUCUUUCGAAACUAAGAGAUUUGUUAACAUUUUGAUUCGUGCAAAGGACGGCGGAUCAAUUAUGAGAGACAAUGUGUUGCAGGAGAUACAAAUUCUGAACAACUGGAUUAUGAACAACAUCUCGGUGCCGACGGAUGAUAUGAAGUUCAAUUUGACGUAUCAGGACCUCUGCUUGAGCUAUGACUGGGUUUGUGGAGCAAACGAGCAUAUCCAGAUGCUAAUCCGGAGGAAUGACGUAAAUCAAGUGCUAGAUCUACAUUUUCCUAGAGGUGGAACGAAAGACACUCCGGUAUAUCUUGGAAGUAUUUUUGGAGAUGUCAAGUUUUAUGAAAAUGGAACUUUGAGUGAUGCGAAACUCACACAACUCUUCUAUUUUUUGAAACAAGAUCAGAAAAUGGUGGAGGAAUACUCAUCAAAGUUUUCAUACGCUAUAGAAACAUUUCUGAAUCAAGUAUACUCUUCCGAUGUUAUCACUUUGUCAUUCGCACAUUAUCAAUCCCUUGAGGACGGCUUGGAUGAAAACGCAAAAGCAUUUAUUCCAAAUUUCGUGGUCAGUUUCUUCGUCCUCGCUAUGUAUGCUCUGAUCUCGUCAUUCACACUGAAAGCGAGCUCCGCCAAGAAAAUUGAUUGGGUAUCGAGUAAACCAUGGUUAGCAGCAGCAGGAAUGUUCACUACUGUACUAUCAAUUGUUAGUGCGUUUGGAUUUUUGUUUUUGCUAGGAGUUCACUAUAAUGUUAUCAACACAAUUAUUCCAUUUCUCAUUAUUGCAAUCGGAAUCGAUGACAUGUUCCUCAUGAAUGCUUGUUGGGACCAGACAAGUAAAUCGCUGAGCGUCCCAGAAAGGAUGUCAAAAACAUUAUCACAUGCAGGAGUAGCUGUGACUAUUACCAAUGUGACGGAUAUCAUGUCUUUUGCUAUUGGAUGCAUCACUGACCUACCUGGAAUCCAAUUCUUCUGCAUUUAUGCCUGUGUGUCCGUAGCGUUCAGUUAUUUGUAUCAGUUGACAUUCUUCUCUGGUGCGAUGGCUAUCAUGGGAGAAGUUGAAAGAGAGAAGCGACAUUGUCUGUUUUUCUACAGAACAUUCCGUCUGGUGGAUAUUUCGAAAAUGAAUGAAGAAGCAGAUUCAAAGUUGCAGCAAAUGAAAAGUAGAUCCGCCUCCCCUGCUCCAUUCAACUACCUCAGCAGCUCCAACUCAUCGUUCUCAUCGGAUACUGAUAGUUUUUCUUCUAAGAAGACGAUUCCUGCAGAAUUCGCUUGGAAGGAACAGGGGGCAUCUCCAAAUAGCACAAUUUCAAAAAAGACGGAUGAGCAUGAAGAGAAAGAUAGAAUCGUUCAUUUUCUUGGAAAAGUCUAUGGACCGUUCAUUCUAUCGAAUUCUGUGAGAAUAUUCUCAGCAUUCGUUUUCAUAAUUUAUUUGGUGAUUGCUAUGUACGGUUGCUACAACUUCCGUGAAGGACUCAACCCUGGAAACCUUGUCACCAAUGAUCAUUACAUUGCCAAGUACUUUUCAGACAUUAAACAUUUCUGGAGGAUAGGCCCUCAACUUCAUGUAGCUGUGCUGAACCCGCCAAACCUUACUAUAAGCGAAAACAGAGACAAAUUGAUGGAAGUAGUCACUGCUUUCGAGAACACACCGUACACUCUGGGAAGGGAGGGUACUGUUUUUUUCCUUUUGGAGUAUUUGAAUUACCUGGCUGAUUUGAAUGUGGAAAUUGAAGACACUGAGAAAUUAUGGAAGGUUAAGUUAAACUCUUGGCUAAAAUACACUGGCGGUUCGACACAAUGGGCAAGUAAUAUAAGGAUGAAUGGGACGGAUUUCCAGUCGUUCAGGUUUCAGGUCGCUCUGAAAAACUUUGUUGAACCAAAUGACCAUAAACAUGCUGCAAAGCUGUUGCGAGACAUAGCAGAUCACCAACCAUUCCAUAUAGUUGUGUACCAUGAGGCCUUUCCAUUUGCUGAUCAAUACCUUAUCAUCCUACCUGCUACAAUCCAAAACGUUGUGAUAUCCCUUCUCUGCAUGGCUGUUGUCUCAUUCCUUCUCGUGCCCAGCCUCCCAUCAGGAUUCGUCAUCUUUGUGUCGAUCGUGUCGAUCAACAUCGGCGUGUUUGGGUAUAUGACGUUAUGGGGUGUUAACUUGGAUGCGGUUAGUAUGAUAUCAAUCAUUAUGAGCAUUGGUUUCGCAGUGGACCUUUCCGCUCAUAUUAUAUAUGCGUUUGUGACAUCACAUGGAGACACGAAGCAACGAGUUAUCGGGGCACUUGAGACACUGGGAUGGCCAAUAUUUCAGGGAGCAUCUUCCACGAUAGCUGGCAUUUCUAUCCUAUACACAGUUGACGCUUACAUCAUUCUCGUCUUUUUCAAAACCAUUUGGCUCACAAUGCUUAUCGGCGCUGUCCAUGGGCUAUUCUUCAUUCCAGUAUUUUUAUCCUUGUUUCCAGUGGAGUUCUUCAGAAUACCAAAGUCAUCAGAACUGCAUUAG